GGGGAGGAGAAGGCUGGGAGGAUUUUGGACUUGGGCUGUGAGGGGAGGGGGAUUGCAUUGGGUACGUGCAACGCGAAUUGGGUAUGGAGGCACAAAUGCAGAGCCGAACGCGAUAAUCCCACCACUGGGAGUAGGGUUCAUUGCUAUCAAGGGUUCCGGAGAUUAGGGUUUGGCGCUUUGGUUUUUGUGCGGGUCUACGUCGCGGCCUUCGUCUGGAGCUCGGGUCCUCUCCCGCUGCCCUUCACGAGGUGUUUAGGUGCCUUUGUGCGAGGGGGAGCUUAACAUUGUCUUGGCGAGGGAGGACCAUCGCGCGAUCCCCUCAGGCUUUUUGGAUCGGGCGGGGGGCAAUGCAGCUCCGAGUGGCCGUCAUGGCCGUCGUUUUUGUCCCAUUGCUGGCAUUGCUUUCAGCUCCGUUGGCUUCUGCCUUCUACUUGCCGGGUGUUGCUCCCAUCGACUUUGGAAAAGGCGCGGAGGUGACUGUGAAAGUGAAUAAGCUGUCAUCCGUCAAGACUCAAUUGCCUUAUGAUUAUUACUCGCUUGACUACUGCAAGCCAAGUUCAGGGAUUGUGAACAGUGCCGAGAACUUGGGAGAGGUUCUUCGAGGUGAUCGCAUUGAGAACUCACCUUACGUUUUCCCAAUGAAAAUCGAUCAAACUUGCAAAAUCGUUUGUCGAAAGGCAAAUCUAUCUCAAGGUGCAGUGAAGAACUUCAAACAAAAAAUUAAUGAAGACUACCGUGUGAACAUGAUUCUGGAUAAUCUGCCAGUUGCUGAAAGAAUGACUCAUACUCAAGGUCCCACUGGAAUGACCUAUGACCCCGGGUUCUCUGUCGGUUUCAAGGCGCCACUGAAGAAGGGUGGUGAACUGAAGCACUUCAUAAACAACCAUCUUUCCUUUGUUGUGUUGUAUCACCAGGAUAUCGAAUAUGAUGCGUCACGUAUAGUUGGGUUUGAGGUGAAACCAUUCAGUGUGAAACAUGUGUACGAUCGCUGGGAAAAGCACGCUACCAAGUUGUCUACCUGCAACCCAUAUAAGAAAAUUUUCGUCUCAUCAGCACAGGAGUGGCAAGAGAUAGACAAUGGGCAAGAAGUUGUCUUUACAUAUGAUGUAGCUUUUAAGUACAGUCAUGUCAAAUGGGCUUCUCGCUGGGAUACAUAUCUACUCAUGACAGAUGCGCAGAUUCACUGGUUCUCCAUCAUCAACUCCCUCAUGAUUGUGCUAUUCCUAUCAGGCAUGGUCGCCAUGAUUAUGAUGCGUACUCUUCUCCGAGAUAUCUCUCGAUACAACCAGCUGGAAAGCGUUGAAGAAGCUCAGGAAGAGACAGGAUGGAAGCUGGUCCAUGGAGACGUAUUCAGGCCCCCGACGAAAUCAGGACUGUUGUGCGUGUACGUGGGCACAGGUGUGCAGUUUUUUGGUAUGGUGGUGGUGACGAUGAUAUUCGCUCUGCUUGGAUUCCUGUCCCCUGCCAAUCGUGGUGGGUUGAUGACGGCCAUGCUGCUGCUUUGGGUUUUCAUGGGAUUAUUUGCUGGUUACUCGUCCUCGCGUAUGUACAAGAUGUUCAGAGGGGCAGACUGGAAGAGGAACACGCUGAGAACGGCGUUCACAUUUCCCGGAGUGGUGUUUGUGAUAUUCUUCGUUUUGAACGCCUUGCUGUGGGGAGAGAAAUCCUCUGGAGCGGUACCGUUUGGGACAAUGUUCGUAUUGAUGUUUUUGUGGUUCGGAAUCUCGGUGCCGCUGGUGUUUGUUGGGAGCUACUUUGGGUUCAAGCAGGCAGCGAUCGAGGACCCUGUUCGGACUAACAAGAUUCCACGACAGAUUCCUGAGCAGCCAUGGUACAUGCAGCCAAUGUUUUCGAUUCUGAUUGGAGGGGUGUUGCCCUUUGGUGCUGUCUUCAUCGAGUUGUUUUUCAUCCUCACGUCGAUCUGGAUGCACCAAUUCUACUAUAUAUUCGGGUUUUUGUUUUUGGUAUUUUUGAUAUUGCUGGUGACUUGCGCGGAGAUUACGGUCGUACUGUGCUACUUUCAGCUGUGCAGUGAGGACUACAACUGGUGGUGGAGAGCGUAUUUGACGUCAGGGUCGUCGGCGUUGUAUCUGUUUAUGUAUGCGGCGUUUUACUUCUUCACGAAGUUGCAGAUCACGAAGGUAGUGUCGGGGAUAUUGUACUUCGGAUAUAUGGGGAUAAUAUCAUAUGCGUUCUUUGUGUUGACAGGGACGAUAGGGUUCUAUGCUUGUUACUGGUUCGUACGCGUGAUCUACGCAUCCGUGAAGAUAGAUUAGAUGGUGAAAGUCUGGUGGUGUUAAAGGUCAAUGUGAAGGACUUGGGAAGAAAGUGUUGAGCAGCCGGGACUUGUACAGUCUUUUUCCGGUUAGCGGACAAUUCCAAGAACUGGAAUAGAUUUUCGGAGGACAUUUUUGGGAUUGGGAAAAGUGGGUUGACGGUUCUAGGGCAUGAUUCUGAUAGUUGAAGACCCCUGAUGACAUGGGAGUUCCUCACAGACGUUUCCUUUAUGAGCAGCGUCUGGAAUGGUUCCUUAAUUUUUCUUCGUGCGCCUGACUCCAGCUUGGAAUUUUUUGAAUGUGUUCAACAAUGUGAAACAGUCUUCGUAGUGCCUUUUCCUCAUCCACUGUUCUUUUUAGCUGAAACCAGGUAUGACCUGCAGUGUCGAAGUGUAGGUAGGUAGUCUUUUACAUUAUUUCCAACUCCUGGUGGCAGGACGAUUCGUAAGUGGUUGAUUUUCUAGGUUAAUCUGAUUUUACUAUUUAAACACUA
Messenger RNA from Physcomitrium patens, 2769 nucleotides. Its product is annotated as transmembrane 9 superfamily member 7. Lineage: Eukaryota; Viridiplantae; Streptophyta; Bryopsida; Funariales; Funariaceae. Gene Ontology annotation, cellular component: membrane. The record is from RefSeq and is a predicted model, not a curated record. Gene Ontology annotation, biological process: protein localization to membrane.